GGCCAGUUUAGCCUAACUAGUUUAGGCCGCGCUAGCCAUACAGCUAACUGAAGCGCCAUCAUAGCCUCACGUACCUUGACUGUCCGGCAUGGUCCCCAAUGUAUGCAUGUACAAGUGGCACUCAAAUGAGCUGAAGGCACGUAUUCUUGGUGAAGUGUUUUACUGUCUGUGUUCCAAAUUCGAAGUCUGCCGUCCUGAGCACACACUGCCAGGUACUGUCGUGAUUUUGGUGAAAAGACGCACGGUAGCUGCAGCGAAGCGCUGCCACCUACAGCCGCCAUUUCUGAAGAGUUGCUUGCGUCUGCGUGCGUGGUUUACGCGAACCACGUGUGGAAGAUUGUGCACAUGCGCAGAUUUGCGUCAAGCGUAUCCACCACCGAUUGGUUGCUACCAGACAACAAAAAACUCCCAUGUUGCUUACGCUUGCUACAUUCGCACACGACUACGCGUGUGUCUUCAUCGAGCUAUGUGUAUUUUCAUGCAUUUAUUAAUACACUAAAACAUUCGUUUUGUGUGGGGUCUAAAUUUAGUCGUGACCAAAAUAAAUUGCCAGGAAUUUAUAUAUUUUUUUAUUUAGGUUUGACGAGUGUUUUGACUCUUGCGCUCUCUACUGGAAAGGUUGAACUAUGACAGCCGUCGCUUGUUAUGACGUCAUAUACCUGCGCUUUCAAGCAUGGUGAUCCCUUCGCGAUGUAAACAGGAUUCGAGGAAAUGGAUGUGUCAAUGGGCUUAUUUACCCUCCGAUAACUGAGAUUUCAGCCAGGUAUAUAGUUCUAUUUACUUUGAACUAAUUUACACAGUGGUGUUUUUUCUGAUUCAUCGGAUAGACGAUAUCUCUCGACCUUGUCUCAAAUAAACGUGAACUAAUGGCCGUGCAAAUGGCUAGUGCUGGACAUCUUAUUUUGCAUAGACUGACGCGUAUUGUCUCAUCUACCCCAGGGCAUUACAGGCACAAGGACAUUUUUAGAAAUCUCAAUUCAAGUAGACUGGACGUACAACGUUUUUCGACAGGAUGUUUGAACUCAAAUCAGGAUGCUCGACACAACUCUGAUCCAUCACUCUUGAAUACCAAACAAUCACUACUGUGUAAAAAGAGAUCUCUCUCUGCGCUUGAGAGAGUCAGUAGCCUGCUCCCCCAGGAUGCAUUGAGCCCUGAGGUGAUGCAGCUGAGAGAACAGAUCCAGCCACCUGAAGAGGAUGCAUACAUGCAAAAAGAGCAAAGCCAUGCUGAUGCUCUGUCCACAUUGUCCACACAAGCUCAAAUCACUGAUUUGGACGCAAGAGAUGAAUUGCUGUUGAAAGAAUUCGAUUCAAAUUCACAGGGUCCUACACUUCCACAAGAGACAACACUUGCGUAUGGGGAGCUGCUCAUAGCGGAGUAUCGUAAGAACAGGGAUGUGGGGUUCAGGAAGAUGUUCCAGCUUCAGACAGGAGGACGUCUGCAGAGCAGCUGGGGGAUUGUCCUACAUGACUAUGUAGCUGGGCAACCUGCAGGUCAUUUUCAGAGGACAAGCCGUCAGGUUCCCCUCUACAUACGGCGUGCCAGUUUGGAUGAUUAUGUGCUGAAUAUGAAGAGGGGUCCUGCAAUCUGCUACCCAAAGGAUGCCAGCACUAUGCUGAUGAUGAUGGACGUCACAGAGGGAGACUGUGUGCUGGAGUCGGGUACUGGUUCUGGGGCCAUGUCUUUGUUUUUAUCCCGAGCAGUGGGCUGCAGGGGUAGCGUGUUGAGCAUCGAUGUCAGGGAGGAUCACCUCAAAAAUGCCAUGCUCAACUAUCAGCGCUGGAGGGCCUCGUGGCGAGCACGGCGCGGAGAGGAGUGGCCCGACAACAUUCAGUACCAUAACGCUGACCUAUGCACGGCUUCAUCUCUUUUGGCCUGUAAGGGAUUCAAUGCGGUUGCACUUGAUCUUAUAAACCCACACCUUGUUUUACCAAUGGUGAUUCCACAUCUGCACCCUGGAGCUGUAUGUGCCGUCUACCUUGCCAAUAUAACACAAGUCAUAGACCUGCUAGAAGGGAUUCGAUGCUCAGCACUCCCUUUACUGUGUGAACGCAUCGUGGAGGUUCCAAUCCGGGACUGGCUAGUGAGCCCAGCCCUUCUUAAAAAUGGGAAGUACUGCUUGAGGAAGGCUUCACUUGUCAAUGAAGACCAGAGAGAAGCGGACACGCCAGAUAAGGCUGAACAAGAAAAUCCGGCCUUUGGGAGUGUUCCUUACAUUGCCAGACCUCACCCAGAGCAAUUUAGUCACACAGCGUUCCUGGUGAAACUGAGGAAGUUUGUGAGUUAGCCGCUGAGCUGCAAGGAGAAGAUUGACACUUGAUUCAUAUUCGUUUGUAAAGUAUAUGGAAAAUAAAUCUGAUCUGAGGAUCAAAAAGCUGAAUGAAUGUAUUACAAAAAUCAAAGAGUACAUUUCAC
Molecule: messenger RNA, 2416 nt
Organism: Doryrhamphus excisus (bluestripe pipefish)
Lineage: Eukaryota; Metazoa; Chordata; Actinopteri; Syngnathiformes; Syngnathidae
Gene: trmt61b
Product: tRNA methyltransferase 61B
Biological process (GO): tRNA methylation
Cellular component (GO): tRNA (m1A) methyltransferase complex; mitochondrion
Molecular function (GO): tRNA (adenine(58)-N1)-methyltransferase activity
Source: RefSeq, a predicted model, not a curated record